Sphaeroforma arctica JP610 is the source of this 1098-nucleotide messenger RNA. RefSeq lists its product as hypothetical. The record is from RefSeq and is a predicted model, not a curated record. The coding region runs from base 1 to 1098 and encodes 365 amino acids. The transcript is spliced from 5 exons. NCBI's taxonomy places the organism in Eukaryota, Ichthyosporea, Ichthyophonida.
AUGAUGUCCUGUCGACACCACUAUCCGACUGGUCGUUGGACGACGACGAUUCCGAGUAGUCCAGGUGACCCGCGAGAGGGGGGCGCAGAGGCUGAAUCUAAAGUGGAUUGCUCGGGUCAAGGAAAGGUGGCCAGACCUGGAAAGGAACCGACUAUUUGCAGUCGAUUGCAGUGGCUCAGACGGCCAUGGCGGUGCCAGUGUGGACCAGGCAACCUGGUUCUCUACCUUUUAUGCGAUGCUCUGAAUGGGGUGCUCAUGGUGAUACCACCAGAGCACGGCACGUUCUUUGGUGGCAACGGUCAGCCUUUGGUGGUACCUUCUUGGGGGUGUACACUGGUCGGCCUUCUGCAAAGCGACUGCAUCGAUCCGCCUACAGUAUUCGUCUCUACACUUCUGGCUCCGUCUGGGCUUCUUGAGCCGACUUUAUGGGGUGCGCAAUUUGCCGGGGCCUACCGUCCCACGCAUGGCUCCGCGUUCAAUACGACCGAUGAAGAUACCGUGCGUCGGUUUCUUAGGAAAGUGGGGGUGGCCGGGGAAGAUCAAGAGAAGGCCCAGGCCACGAUUGACGAUGCCCUUGCGGAGAAGGAGCGUAGCUGGCAGGAAUACACGAGUAAGAGAGAGAUGAACAUCAUCGAAGGCGACCACGAGCGAAUGAUUCAGGACCCACUUCAUGACGCCCUUGACUGGUCCGAGGAUCAAUUGCAGGCCUUACGGAGUCAGCAGGACCAGAUAAGUGAAAUGACAGGCAGCACUGUGGAUGACAAGGGUCUGGAUGUAGACGUGCUUCCGAAAGACCAUACAGCCGUGAGGUAUAAUUUCAUUUUGCUCGGUAUUGACAAGGUGUCGCGUUUGGCAGCAGGGAGGCCUAUGCGUCGACAUGAACACACGUUCGAGAAGGCGAAGCGGUGCAUGGAAUAUCAGGACAUGGAGGAUGUAGCUACGCUGGACUUGUUGGAGCCCAAACCCACGGAUACUGACCGCAGAGCUUGGGUAAUUGUUGCCAAGACACAGCUGGCACAAGCUAGGGCCGCGAGUCGAUUUGCCCAUGUUUGCGGUUGGACAAGUCGCUAUGUCUCUCCAAGCAAAGGAGCCGCAUAA